GAGACCUUGGCCUGGGCAAACAGAGGCUCUGAGGCCUGUGUGCAGGCCCGGCACCCACCUACCACUCCCAAAGGAUGUCCAUUGCUGAGGCCUCCCAAGUGGCUUGUGGGCAGAGCGAUGGAGGUGAUGGCGAGGAGGCAGAGCCGGAGGGGAUGUUCAAGGCCCCUGAAGACCCCAAGAGAAAAGUCCGAGACUACCUCCGCCUGGCUCCCCUGUGGUUGGCCCUGGUCGUGUUGGCUUCAGUGGGGGUCCUGCUCUGGUAUUUCCUAGGGUACAAGGCGGAGGUGACGGUCAGCCAGGUGUACUCAGGCAGCCUUCGCGUGCUCAAUCGCCACUUCUCCCAGGACCUUGCCCGCCGGGAGUCCAGUGCCUUCCGCAGUGAAACCGCCAAAGCUCAGAAGAUGCUCAAGGAGCUCAUUGCCAGCACCUGCCUCGGUUCUUACUACAACUCCAGCUCUGUCUACUCCUUUGGGGAGGGACCGCUCACCUGCUUCUUCUGGUUCAUCCUCCAAGUCCCAGAGCAGCGCCGGGCGAUGCUGAGCCCCGAGGUGGUGCGGGCCCUGAUGGUGGAGGAGCUGCUGUCCAUGGCCAACAGCUCGGCCCCUGCUCCCUACAGGGCCGAGUAUGAGGUGGACCCCGAGGGCCUGGUGAUCCUGGAAGCCAGUGUGAAAGACAUAGUGGCACUGAAUUCCACUCUGGGCUGCUACCGCUACAGCUACGUGGGUCAGGGCCAGGUCCUCCGGCUGAAGGGGCCCGACCCCUUGGCCUCCAGCUGCCUGUGGCACCUGCAGGGCCCCGAGGAUCUCAUGCUCAAACUCCGGCUCGAGUGGACGCUGGCCGACUGCCGGGACCGGCUGGCCAUGUACGACGUGGCCGGGCCCCUCGAGAGGAGGCUCAUCACCUCGGUCUAUGGCUGCAGUCGCCAGGAGCCUGUGGUGGAGGUCCUGGCCUCGGGUGCCGUCAUGGCGGUGGUCUGGAAGAAGGGUCUGCAUAGCUACUCCGACCCCUUCGUGCUCUCUGUGCAGCCUGUGGCUUUCCAGGCCUGCGAGGUGAACCUGACCCUGGAGGGCCGGCUGGAGCCGCAGGGUGUCCUCAGCACGCCGUACUUCCCCAGCUACUACUCGCCCAGCACCCACUGCUCCUGGCGCCUCACGGUGCCCUCCCUGGACUACGGCUUGGCCCUCUGGUUUGACGCCUAUGCGCUGCGGAGGCAGAAAUAUGAUAUGCCGUGCACCCAGGGCCAGUGGACCAUUCAGAACCGGAGACUGUGUGGCCUGCGCACCCUGCAGCCCUACGCUGAGAGGAUCCCCGUAGUGGCCACUGCCGGCAUCACCAUCAACUUCACAUCCCAGAUCUCCCUCACGGGGCCCGGCGUGCAGGUGCACUACAGCUUGUACAACCAGUCAGAUCCCUGCCCUGGAGAGUUCCUCUGCUCUGUGAAUGGACUCUGUGUGCCGGCCUGUGACGGGGUCAAGGACUGCCCCAACGGCCUGGAUGAGAGAAACUGUGUUUGCAGAGCCAUGUUCCAGUGCCAAGAGGACAGCACGUGCAUCUCACUGUCCAGGGUCUGUGACCGGCAGCCUGAUUGUCUCAAUGGGAGUGACGAAGAGCAGUGCCAGGAAGGGGUGCCUUGUGGGACCUUCACCUUCCAGUGUGAGGACCGCAGCUGCGUGAAGAAGCCCAACCCGCAGUGUGAUGGUCACCCUGACUGCAAGGACGGCUCGGACGAGCAGCACUGUGACUGUGGCCUCCAGGGCCCCUCCGGCCGCAUCGUGGGCGGGGCCGUGUCCUCAGAGGGUGAGUGGCCGUGGCAGGCCAGCCUCCAGGUUCGGGGCCGACACAUCUGCGGGGGGGCCCUCAUCGCCGACCGCUGGGUGAUCACAGCUGCCCACUGCUUCCAGGAGGACAGCAUGGCCUCCCCGGCGCUGUGGACCGUGUUCCUGGGCAAAGUGUGGCAGAGCUCGCGCUGGCCAGGCGAGGUAUCCUUCAAGGUUAGCCGCCUGCUCCUGCACCCGUACCACGAGGAGGACAGCCACGACUACGACGUGGCCCUGCUGCAGCUCGACCACCCCGUGGUGCGCUCGACAACUGUGCAUCCCGUCUGCCUGCCCGCGCGCUCCCACUUCUUUGAGCCGGGCCUGCACUGCUGGAUCACGGGCUGGGGCGCCCUGCGUGAGGGUGGCCCCACCAGCAACGGUCUGCAGAAGGUGGACGUGCAGCUGAUCCUGCAGGACCUGUGCAGCGAGGCCUACCGCUACCAGGUGACCCCCCGCAUGUUGUGUGCCGGCUACAGCCGGGGCAAGAAGGAUGCCUGCCAGGGUGACUCGGGCGGCCCGCUGGUGUGCAAGGAACCUAGUGGCCGCUGGUUCCUGGCGGGGCUGGUCAGCUGGGGUCUGGGCUGUGGCCGGCCCAACUAUUUUGGCGUCUACACCCGCAUCACAGGUGUGAUUGGCUGGAUCCAACAGGUGCUGACCUGAGGAGCUGCCCUCCUGCAGAGCAGGGGCCCACCUCUUGGACUCAGAGAGCCCAGGGCACCCACCAGGCAGGGGAGCAAGUGUUCUGAGGGUGGCAGGGCCCCGAGGGGACAGGAGGUGGUGUCUCUCCUGUUGCCCAACCUGUUGCCUGAUAUCUGCCCCAGUGAGGACACAAGGAGGGAGAAGGGCCAUCAGCUGGUGGUCCAGACUUCCCCCGAGGGCCUGGGAUGGUCACCAGGCCCAGCUGGGGGGUUUGCAUCCAGCCCGUCCCCUCCUGAUUCUCUCUUCUCCCUCCCCCUCCUCUGCUGCUGACUUUGGGGGGGAGGAGUUGAGUAGCGAUCACGUGGCUGCCGGGUCCCACCCCCCCGCCCCCGCCCCCGCCCCCACGCAGAGGCUGCUGGGACAGCAUCCUCUCCAGACAACAGAUUCCAGCCUUUGAAGCCCUCGGCCUAACUUGAGGGGUGGGGGAGGAAGGUGCCCCCACAGGAAGGGCCCUCAGAGCCCUGGAGACAGCCAAGUGGGCCAGCUGCCACUGCAAGCCAAAGGGUGCGGAGCCCUGGGUCCAGGGUCCUCCCACCCCUACCUGUCUCCCGGGCCUUCACUGCCCAUUCUCACCUGGAGGUGAGCUCAGCUGCCCUGUGGAAUAAAGCUGUCUGACCCCAGGUCCUGCUCUGGGGAUUGAAUGGGGCCCCGGGCACCCAUCUCAUGCCCUUGACUGAACAGACCCUGCUAUCUGCUCAGCUUCUUGGCUAAGUGUCCAGAAGGCCAAGGUGGGGUCAGUGGGGGCAGGGGUGGCCUCUAGGGCAGCCGCCUGGGUCCCGGGGGCAACCCCAGGAAGGCAAUGGUUUGGUGCCCCUCAGGUCAGCGUGCCAGCUGGGACAAGCGAUGUGCUCCUUUUGGAAGCUUGGAAGGAAACUGAGGGGCAGAGUCUCAAGAUCACACCAGGGAGGGGUCAGGAGUCAUGGAAGCCCUGUCUCCUGAUUCGCAGGCUACCACUUCCAUUCCAUCAUGACACUGCCUUUGCAUGCUGAGUCAUUUAUUCAGCAAGCAUCUCACAGGCUCCUACCAUGUGCCAAGUGCUGUGAUGGGGUCCCAGAGCGGCACAGAACUUGGCUCCUGAUCCAGGAGGCAUGGGGAUGAUGAUCCAGUGUGAUGGGGCUUCGGGGUAGCCUGUAACUCGGGAAGUCAGGGAAGGCUGCCUGGAGGAGCUGGGGUUCAAAGGUGGCCAGGGUGAGGAAGAGGAUUCCAGGCCGGGGAACAGCAUGUGCAAAAGCAGAGUCCCCAGAGUCAAUGCCCCUUAAGGGACACUAAGUUGUUUUUAGCUGCGGGGGUGGGGGGUGGGGGGGGCGGGGCACUGAAAAGGAAUUCGUGGGGAGGGGCAAACUGAGAUUAGAUGGCAAAGAGCUUGGAGCUGAACUAAGGACUUGACCCUGGGUGCUCAGGGGAGCCAUGGAAGGCUCUAGAGCAGGGAAGUGACACGUGAGUGGAUGAACAUUUUAGAACCACCACUGGCACCACCGUAAAGGAAGUGGGAGGCAGGGAGGCCAGGGAGGCGCCCACUGCAGAACUUCAGGGAGAAGCGGAUGGGGCUUGGUCGGAGCAGGGCGGUGCGAAUGGACACGGGGUUGAAGAACCUUCAUCGUUCUCCAGGUGCCUCAGUGGAUGGGGUGAGGUGAGGGAGGAGUCACUCACCCAGGACCACUCCCACCUGGGGCACCUGGGGAGGGAAAGGCUCUGGGAAGGUGUCAUGAACUUGGGGUGCCUCUGGGAGGGAGAUGUCCAGGAGCAUGUGGAGCUUGAGAAAGAGGUUUGGAGGAGGGAUUUCAGAGCCACCGUCCGCGGGAAGGUGGUCCAGGGAAGACCAAGGAGGUAGGGGAGACACACACUGCAGACGAGGGGUCCAGAAUAGGAGUCUGAGGGGCGUGGCCAGAGGCUGGAGGGGACCUGAGGGGGGUGGAGUCUUAGCAGCCAAGGCUGUGGCCUGAGUGGGAGGGGCUCGGGAGGGCCGCAGGGCCCGGCCCUGGUGGAGAUGAGGAAGAAGGAGGGGUGUCAAGUGUGGACAAGUCUUUCUUGGAGCCUAGCCAGGAGGAGAAGGAAGCGGGGCACCUCGGAAGGGCCUGGUCUCCAGAGGGUUUACAAAGGUGGACAGGGAGUGGCCAUCGCAUCUGUGUGUGGAGAGCCCUUGGCCUUGCGGGGUCCCGCCUGUGGAGAUGGAGCAGGUGGUGCAGACGCUGUGGGGGGGACAGCUUUGGGUGGGGGCAGCACUCCCCCCAGGUGGUCUCUCAGGGAUCUCAGAGGGGGAGCAGAACGCGGCAGGAGGCUGCUUUGCUAGAAUGCAAAUUCAUGGCCUUACCCCAGUCUUAAGUAGUUGGAGUUGGGGGGAGGGGAUAAUCUGUUCUUUUCACAAGGCUCCUGGUGACUCUUUUGCAAGCAAAGCUGGACACAAAAAGUGAGGUCAACUUCCGAGAGCCCCAGGGAAAGUGGUGAGGUCCCCCCAGACUGCUGAGUGGCUGGGGAGGGCCUCUGCCUAGGGGAUCCCUGCGUUGUAGAGAUGUUCCACCCCCCCCACAGUGCUAAGUUCCUGAGGGGGGGUAAGGGGGACCAGCAAGGUGAAGGAACUGGCCAAGUGGGGUGGGGGUGGGGUCCUGUUGGACUCUGAGAGAAGAUGGAGGGGAGCCUGGGGGGGGGGCGGUAUUUCCUAGGACUUGGGGCAAAGGGUGGAGGUGACCAGAAGGUACCACAGCAGGAAGCAGAAGGGGCAUCCUGGCGGUGAGGAUGGAGCAGAGGUGGCAUCCUGGCGGUGAGGAUGGAGCAGAGGUGGCAGGGUGAAGCCAGCAUGUGAAUGGUGAGGUGAGGCUGGGAAGUGGAGGGCAGGGAGCCAGGCUUAGGACCUGGUAUUCUGAUUCCCAGAAGACCCAUCCCCUACCCCUCAGCACCCCAGCUGAUCUAGGUCUGCCUGGAGGCCGGGAAGAGACCUGUGUGACUCCAGGGGGCGGGGCCUUAGAAGUCACCUGGUCCAACCCCUCACUUUGUUGAUGAGGAAACUGAGGUCCAGAGAGGGGCAGGUACUUUCCAGAGUUCACCCAGCAGGGCAGCGUUGGUACCCUCGGUGUCUGGCCACGGGACAGAGCACCCAGCCGUGACUCCUGCCCCCAGCACACAUGGCAGAGUGACCACAGGGCAGGGUCCCUGGGCUCAUCACCCUUGGGUUGUCUACCCCACC
Molecule: messenger RNA, 5697 nt
Organism: Hippopotamus amphibius kiboko
Lineage: Eukaryota; Metazoa; Chordata; Mammalia; Artiodactyla; Hippopotamidae
Gene: TMPRSS6
Product: transmembrane serine protease 6
Exons: 18
Coding region: 75-2477 (800 amino acids)
Biological process (GO): proteolysis
Molecular function (GO): serine-type endopeptidase activity; protein binding
Source: RefSeq, a predicted model, not a curated record